This is a messenger RNA of Dentiscutata erythropus, 914 nucleotides long. The record is from the annotation of a GenBank genome assembly. NCBI's taxonomy places the organism in Eukaryota, Fungi, Glomeromycota, Glomeromycetes, Diversisporales, Gigasporaceae.
CCACAAUCAAAAUGUCUUCCGAUGAAGAAAAGUACAUUAAAAUGCGAUUUCAAGCUUCAUAUGAGUUAAAAAUUUCUUUGAAAAAAUCUCUACAAUUGUUCAAUGAAAAUGAAGAUAAGCACGUAGCUAUGGCCAUUGGCCUCGUUAGAUCUUCAUUUAAGAAAGCAAUUAAUGAUCUCAAUGGCAAUUUUUGCGAGUACACAAAUAAUCAUAGAGAUACACAAAAAUUCCCUUUGGUAAUUGAGUGUGAAGAUGAUGAUAAAAAAAAUAACAAAAGAAAAUAUUUAGCGGAUGAAUCAGAAGAUGAAAAUGAAUCAAUACAUACCAAGAAAGCUAAAUUGGGUAACUAUAACAACCAGUAUUUAGAAAAAAGUGUGGAAGAUUCAAAUAAUUGUAGAAUGCUAACUGAUGCGAUAGAAAAUUUACCACCCAUUCCCAAAAUCAAUAACACUUUGUUUGCGGAGAUGGCAACAUGCCGUCUCUUGCAUAAAAAGUCUUGGGAAACUCUAGAAUUUCUAGGGGACAGAGUACUUACGUAUUGUCUCUUUAAAAUAAUGGGACCAAAAUAUCUUAAAGACCAUUAUGCAGAUACGAUUGGAUUAAGUGUAAGAUGUAUUACUACCAAUAAAAUUUUGGCUGCAUAUUCUAUCAAACUUGGUAUACAUGAAUCCAAUGGUAUGACAUGCUCAGAAAUAAAGAAGCGUCAUGCUGAUGCACUUGAAGCAUACUUCGGUGCAUACUAUCUUAUAGAUGGGGAAAUAGCCACUUGUAAGUAUCUUGAUAAUUUAAUGACCCCGUUAUUAGAUUUAAUAAUUGAUAGUAUUGCAUCAGGAAAUAAAGGAAUAGAAAAUUCAUAUAAGAUAGCUGCUGAAUAUUUUGCGAUGCCAUGGAUUCAAGAUGGCAAACGUUUGUAG